GAAAUAUUGAAGAUGUGUCAGACAUUGUCAGUAGUGACAGAAGUGGUGGGUAGGUAAACUAGAGGGAGUGAGAUCUGAAGAGGUUCACCCUGCCUCUUAUGGUCGCCGUUCCGCCACAUUGCCAAGAUGAUAUAUAAAUGUCCUGUGUGUGGGAAAGAAUUCCGAAGAAGAGUAAUUUUAAAUCUGCACAGAAGUUCUCACGCCAAAUUUAAAUAUAAGUGUCAGAUUUGUGGAAAGGUGUUUUUACUGCGGUACCAAGUUCUACAGCACCAGAGGCUCCAUGGAGCAUUUAAGUUACGUCAGUGUAAGACGUACCCAGAAGUCUACAAACAUCUGUCAGGACUGAUGAAAAAUUCACGUGCUGAUUUCAGUGGCUGGCCAUUUAAGUGUAAGAAAUGCCCAUCUAGUUUUCUCAAAUCCCCUUAUUUAUCUGCUCAUCUGUUCCGUGUACAUGCCAUUGUGACAAACAAAAAAACAUCUGCAUUGAUAAACACAAACUUCAGAAUGGUGGAUCAUGAAAAGAGUGCAUGGAAAAUUGGAUACCAACAACUAUUACCUGUAGGGAAGGAAUGCCACAAUGACCAGAAUGCCUCUACUUUGGGUUUGUUAUCCCAUGUGCAGCAAGGGGGAAUAAAUGACAAAUCCUCUGUGCGCAAUCAUGGACUAAGUGACAAAUCCUCUGUGCAGCAUCAUGGACUAAGUGACAAAUCCUCUGUGCAGCAUCAUGGACUAAGUGACAAAUCCUCUGUACAGCAUCAUGGACUAAGUGACAAAUCCUCCAUGCAACAUCAUGGACUUAGUGACAAAUCCUCUGUGCCACAUCAUGGACUAAGUGACAAAUCCUCUGUGCAGCAUCAUGGACUAAGUGACAAAUCCUCUGUGCCACAUCAUGGACUGAGUGACAAAUCCUCUGUGCAGCAUCAUGGACUAACUGACAAAUCCUCUGUGCAGCAUCAUGGACUAAGUGACAAAUCCUCUGUGCAGCAUCAUGGACUAAGUGACAAAUCCUCUGUGCAGCAUCAUGGACUAAGUGACAAAUCCUCUGUACAGCAUCAUGGACUAAGUGACAAAUCCUCCAUGCAACAUCAUGGACUUAGUGACAAAUCCUCUGUGCCACAUCAUGGACUGAGUGACAAAUCCUCUGUGCCACAUCAUGGACUGAGUGACAAAUCCUCUGUGCCACAUCAUGGACUGAGUGACAAAUCCUCUGUGCCACAUCAUGGACUGAGUGACAAAUCCUCUGUGCAGCAUCAUGGACUAAGUGACAAAUCCUCUGUGCAACAUCAUGGAGUUAGUGACAAAUCCUCUGUGCAGCAUCAUGGACUAAGUGACAAAUCCUCUGAGCAACGAUGUGGACUAACUCGCACAACAGGAACAUCACAGAAAAGUCCACUCCCGAGAAUAUUGUUAGAGUCACCUAGAAAAAGUCCUGGACAGUUGGCGAAACAAAGAUUGUUGAAAAAGUAUCAGCGUUUCCAUAACAGUUAUCCUGUGGGCAGAAGGUUGUGUUUGGACAAAAACCCUUCUGCUUCUGGAUCCGACCAUCAAAAGUCCCCCAACAGAUACGAAGAGCUUACAAUGCCGAGACUCAGAGAGAUAAAAGUUGUUUUAGAAGAUGUGCGUUUUAAUGGAAACAACGGAGUAAAAGUCUUAAAUAUUCACCAGAACCAGACAACUCUGCCACAUAAUUCUGAGCUCCGUGCGUCCUGUUAUGGUGAAGAGGAGGACUUGAUUCUGCAGUUAUCAGACACUUCGGAUGUGGAGGAGGACUCCAUGCCUCAUCUCCACAGAGUCUCCUCUGAAGAGAAGGCUUGUGACUCUGAUGACUGGCAAAGUGAUACAGAGGGUAGAAGUGAUAAAGCAGCAGUGUCAGUUAAAACAGAUGGUUUCAAGGAGAGAGAGGGGCUUUUUGAAGUGUUGCAACAUGAGCACGUUAGAUCAGGUAAAAAGAGAGUUGAUUACGAAGUGAAUGACAAAGAAUCUUCAUACAAAAAACACAGAACACAAUCAGAUAAAGUAGGACUUAAUGGUCUUAUACCACUGAAAAGUCGUAAACAAUCUUCAACAUGGGGCAAAGUGAAUAGCAUACAUCAUCGGACAGGCAUCUUUUCUAUGCCAGAUUUGAUCAUGGUUAGUGAAUGGAGUAGAGUUGAUGACAAUGAGAGUAUACAGGACAAAAGCAUGCCAAACCUUCAGGGAUCUAAAAACUUCUCCACUUCUGUGUCAAAGGGAGAGGAGAGGACAAUUCCAAAGUUAACAUUGAAAAAGCUUCCGAAACCUUUUGUCUCGGAUUCUUCACGAGUGAUGCAUAAGGACAGCAGUAUAUCACAACAGAGCGAGAAUAAUAUCAAUAUGGACAGGAAGGUGACUCCGGCAGACUUUAUUCAUUCCGCUUGCUCUGAGACACCGUCCACUUUGUCAAAUCUGAGGAGAAUCCACCACUGUGAUAGAAAAUGUGCCCCUCCAUGCUGCGAGCGCCCUGACAGCCCUCAUCUGCCUGUCUCAGGAGCAGGUAGGCUGAAUGAGCAUGCGCCCUCCCGAACAAAGCGCCAUCACAGAAGCGCGUCAAGUUUAAUGACAGAUCUCUCUGAGCUGAAGCAUGAUCGAGAAGAUCAGGCAGAGGUUUACCCUGACAGCCUGUCGUCUGUGGAGGAUUUAUGGGAAGGUUCCAUGCAAACUAGACCUUGUGCAUCUUCAUCAUUUCUUCUAGAGCGCCGAAUGAGUUGCCCUAACGCAGUGUCAUCAGAGUAUGUUUCAGUUAAGCGUCGAAGACACAUGACCAUCUCAGGAAAGGAUGAAGAUCCUCGGCAACCAUGUGUUGCUAGGGAACGGAGACGCCGCCCAAAACCCUUGUCUCACAGAUGUGCUUGCUGUAUGGACCAAGGAAGCAGCAGAAAAAGGAAAAAGCGUAAAUACAGAAGAAGAGAGAAGGCAUUUGAUUGGGAGAUUCCAGAAGUGUUGUCCAGAGAACAGACAGAUUUUAUUCACAAUGUUACACUCUUGAUAAGUUUAAGACACAAGGUUUAUCGCCUUUGUCAGGUUCUGUUUCCUAAACUGGCCUCUGUUUGGCAACUUGAUCCCGACACAGAACAAAUUGACAUGUUGGUCAUGGAAAUAACGGAUGUCACAAGGACAGUGUCAUCUAAGUGGGAAAUGGACACGCCAACUGGUGGCAGAAUGUGCCAGGAUAGUGGUGGAAUCACAUUGAAGUCAGAUAACAGUGAAGAAACUGUGGACAAACCUGACAUGACUUUGGGCAAUGUCUGUGAGUUCAACUGUGAUAUUCAGGGAAACAAUGGGACAGUGGUGGAGAAAACUCAGACUAGUUCUGAUGAAACCUCAGUUAAGAUAUUUUCAAAAAGCAGAUCAAAUUCACCAGAUAUGAAUAGGUCUUUUCCAUCUUUGUGGAAGGAGGAAAACGAUGUUUCAGACAGAUGUAAACAGGCCAGUGAGUCAGAUCAAAUAAAGGGGUAUGGAGGUUUUGAGGACACCCACCCAGAUUUGACCGAGGAUCUCAAUAGUGAACCACUGAUUCCAAAUCUAAACUGCUGUGACAUGAUAAAAGGUGAUACCAAAGAGUUGAGGUCUCCAGCUUGUGAUGGUGACAUAGAGGAUGAGUUACCUUUGUUAGAAUGCUAUGCUAGCCAGUUGGACUCUGAGGGCCUAGCCCAAGAUCCUGAGUCAACUGUAACAGACAGCACAGACAAUCUUUGGGGAAUCAGUGUCCUAGAAACCAUUCAAGAGGAACCUUUGGCUGUGGGUGUAUCUCGAUUGAACCAUGACUCUACCUGUGAGAGCCUCAGUACACACCCUUUUUCAGGGCCUGUGAGAGGACCUGAAUAUAGUCCCUGGGGAAGCACUGCUAAUGAGAGCUGGGAGGGUGAGUUUAUGAAGUAUCUGAGAGGUCACUCUGUGGCACCCGUUGGCAACCCAGAAGGUUCAGCCAAGAGCAGUCUGGACAAGACUGAUAAUCCAGGCACAUCUAAACAAACUCAGUCCCCAUCAGAAGUCCUUGAUUUUCGUAUGUUGAACACCCAUGUCACCCUUUGCAAGAACCCAUAUCUGUGUUUGACUCGACUUAGGAAAAAGGUUAUUCUCUUGCUGAAACCUUUGUUGCCCAAUCUUACCUUUGAGAAUAACUUUGACAAGUUCAGUGAUGAUGUGGACAUGCUUGUGGAACUUGUUAUUCAGAGCAAUGAAACUAAAGAGGCUAGAGCCACGCAUUCCGGAGUUGACUAGUACACUGUGGAAACAUUGAGUUGAGCAUAACAUGAGAAGUGAAAAAUCUGGACAGCUCAUGGUUUGGUGUCAUACAUGUAGCUUGUUAAGCCUGGGCAGCUCAUGGUUUGGUGUCACACAUGUAGCUUGUUGUUACAUGGUUAUCAUCUCGCCCUCAGUCUACGCUGCAUACUGUACGCUGUCGCAUUAAACAGCAUAGUGUGAAACAAAAGCUUGUUGAGUUAAAAUUUGAAAUGUUUAUUUUGUCUGUUAAUUAUUUAGGUGUGUAACAUUAAAAAGAACAGCAAUACCAGUCAACUAAACAAAACUAUACUUGUUUAUAUGAGAAUAAUUAUUCGUUAUAUUAAAAGGCAGCAAUGGUCAUUUGAUAUGUAGAUAUAUGUAUUGUGUAUGUCCUACCCAAACCAGUACAUUUGUAAGUAACCAUGUUUCAAAUAUUAAUUUAUUAAAUGGGAAUUAUAAUGCAUCAAGCUUGUAAUUUGUUUUAAGGCAAAUUCAUUUAUGGCAAGAUGGUAAAUUUGUCUUCAUCUUUUUUUAUAAAUACAUAUAUGGUGUAAAGGUACCAAAGAGAAAAUGAGUGAUGCACAGGGGUACAGUAUUUGUUUAAAACUAAGCAGACAAGUUAAAACUUUUCCAGGGCACUAAAUUUUUGACUAGUAAUCUGGGUGUUACUAAGUGGAGGCAAUUACAUUAGCUUUCCAGAAGCUAUUACGAAGUUAAAUGCUGUAUGUUGUGGAAGAGAUUGAAAUUAUUCAGAAGAAGUGUUUGAGUUCACCAUGGAUUGGAAAGGUGUUAAAUGAUUGCAGUAAGAUGUUAUAGUUAUCGCUUCUGGAUCAAUGCUGUAUCUCACCUUAAGUUUAGCAUUUUAAAGUGACAUUUUGCUUGAUUCUAACAUUCGUCAAUAUUAUAGGGCAACUGAAAAGGUUUAUGUAAAGUUUGAUGACUUAUCAGAAAAAUAUUAAGAAAAAUUCAAGUGUUUUCAUGAAAAGUAUAAUUUUGAGGCCUUUAUUUGCUUCUUAAAUUGCUAUCUUACGUACCAAACUUUGGGUGUAAUACAGUAGUUACUGUAAGUACCGGUAGUUACUGUAAAUACGGGUUGGCAAUAUUGUCAGUGGAAAACAAAGCUUAAUACCUUCAGAAAUCCUAAACCUUUCCAGCUGUACAUGGCAAAGUGUAAUCUGUUUAUCCAAGGAUAAACCGGGCUUUACAUGCAGUUUAAAGAGAAAUCAUUCUCUUUAUGAUCCAUUGGAGAACUUGAUCUACAUUUUAAGGUCACUAUAAAAGUAAAUGAAUUAAAACUGCACUCAUUGCUGGAUACCUGGUGUGGUGUCCUUCAGAAGUACAAAAAGUCAAAUGGCCCAAAAUUUGAACAUGAGAUUUCGAUGGUUGUGAGAUGUGAACCUGAUUUACAGUUGCACAAUGAAGGCUCAGCUAAAAUCUGAUGUUCACAAACUUUCAAGCUCCAGUUGUAAACAGCAUCUACUUUGUUCUACACUCAUAAUAUCAGUGGCCUAUCUCCUCAUUCUUUACUUGAUCACCCACUGAUUAAUAUAGAUGCAUUCUCUGUUAAAACAGCUUUGUGACCUAGUUAUCAGAGAGCCAAUCAGAUAGCCGAAAUUACUGGAAGACUUUGAAAAUCUAUUCACAAAGUGUUAUUGGACGGUUUAUGUCAUGUGAUCCAAUUGAAAGCUGACUGACUCCAUGUGCUGGAAAACUAAAUGAAUAAUCAAGGAUAUUAAUUAAGAAAUUUCAACAUCAUCAUAUUGAACUGAAACGUUAGUGUUUCAGAUGGCUGGUCAAGCAAAUAUGGUGAAUUUGAAAGAAGAUAGGCUUGUGUGUUCGCCAGCUGGCAGUGAAAAGUCAUUGUGCUGGUCACUUGUGUUGUGUUGACUCAAAGUCAAGACAACAACAACAGCCGAUCUUCCAGUUCAUCCAAAUGUUAGAAGACUACUAUACUGUUGUUAUAUUCCCACCUGUCAGCAAGUGGAUAAACUCAGUGCCCGUGGGUUUCCAGCAGUAAGUGUGAUGGGAAGUUUAGUCAGGGACAUAAUCGCCGCAAAUCUGGGGAAACAUUCUUCAUAUGACAGCUGUUGUGUAGCUGCGUUUCGUUGGUUGAGGCAACUUGUAAAGAUUCACGUCACUGGGAAUUCCCGAAGUUGACCUAUAACGGAGAAUGGAACUACAUCAGUGGGUGAUGGAGUAAAAAAUGACGAGACAGGCCACUGAUAUUCUGACUGUAACUUUGUUCAUGUCAUUUGAUUAAUUCGUCUCAAAUAUCAGUGAAAUUACUCUACACAAAUUCCCACACUCUUAUUUAGAUUUAGACUUUUUUAUCCUUUGCAUGUAGCCAUGGCAACCUACGGCAAACUACAUGGCAAAAUACUCAAAUUUGGACAUUCCUUAAGCUGUGUUGUCUUUAUCGUUUUAUGAUUUUAGUGAUGAAAUGCCACUAUUUAUAACCAGUUUUAACACCAAUGAGGAAACAGAAUAUGUCGGCCCCAUUACAUGUACCUGAGCACAGCAUCAAACAUGUAAAUAACUCUAAGUGAUUGUAAUUGCCCAGUGGCAUUUCUUCAUUCUAGACAGCGUUCACUUCUGUUUCCGCACAUUUCAUGAUAUAUCAAGAUAUACAGAUAAAUAUUGCCUUUAUAUCACGCUGUCGACAAUGCUGGUCAGCUUGCACAGUAUCAGGACGUAUGUACUGAUGUUAAAGGUAAUCAUUGAGGUUGUUUAUAAUUAUUACAGUUUGUUAUUCAGAGUUAUGUAUUUGUCUA
Liolophura sinensis is the source of this 7013-nucleotide messenger RNA. RefSeq lists its product as uncharacterized. Bases 127 to 4239 code for a protein of 1370 amino acids. The transcript has 3 exons. The record is from RefSeq and is a predicted model, not a curated record. Lineage: Eukaryota; Metazoa; Mollusca; Polyplacophora; Chitonida; Chitonidae.